GUUACUACCUGCGUCAUUUCUGUGACGUCAAACGGUUCCCCGACUGGCCUGUUAAGGACCCGGUAAGUGUCUUCUUCCAGUACAGUUGUUUAUUAUAAUUGAAGAAGAGUCGAGCACCGGAAGACUUUGUUUAUUGUCCUGAGCUUUCAGACUCGUACAGGAGUCCAUCAUCAGCAGUAUUAGCAGCAGCAGAACAAGCGACAGUUAUAAGGCAUGUAGGCCAAUCAUGGACGGACGGCCCAAGACUGGAGGUGACUACGCAGGGCUCUGUACGUCGGCGCCAGAUCGAUAAAUCGAUUGACCGAGUUCUCAUCCGAGGCCCAGACUUCAAUCAAUUCUCGGCCUGUUUUGUUUCCGGCUUGGGCGAUUGUUUCGGCGGCUGCGAAGUCAAACUCGUGACCCAUUUCGUAGGUGUGGGCGGCCACUUGUGAUAAUGCGUCGCCUCGUCGCACAGCUAGCUUAUGUUCGUGUAUGCGCGAUCCGAGCAUGCGUCCAGUCUGUCCUGUGUAGUUAUCAGGUCAAUUUUGACACGGAAUGCGAUACACUACUCCAGAUUGCUCUUCAGGCUUUAACAGGUCUUUGAUUUUCAUGACCCUAUUGCGCAUUGUGGCUUUGCGACGGUGUUCAAUGCCAACACCUAGUGCCGCAGGAAUUCACUCGGUCGCUUCAGAAACGCCCUUGAUGUAUGACAGAGAAUGCCAUUUCGUCGGUGGCGUGAUGUUCGAGCUCUCUAGUGGCGACCGCGAAGGCAGCUACUUAUGAAUGCCCUCGGACAGUUGUUUGUAAUUACCAUUUCAUUUUUCUGUGCAGCACCUUCCGUCUUUUCGCCACCUUUAAAUCAGGUGGCGGAGCAGUUUCGGAGGAUAAAUCUGGCGUUUCGCAUGUGUUCUUCAGCCCACGGCAGAAUAGAGGCCUUUCUUAGGCAUGUCUGGCUGUCGGCCAAUAUUCCACCCCUGUUUUAUCCCGUCAGUGAAGGAUAGCUCCACCCGGCCUGUGGUAGGUGAAUUCAGCGGUUCAUGGGCCGUUUCCUAUUGCGUGCCGAGACACUGUCCGAGACGAAUGGGUGACUUCUCCCAGGACUUGGCAUGACGACUUGCGUGCACCCAUCGCACUGCACCGCAGCCGUUUGGUCAUACGUUCGCGUCACCAUUGAUUUGUUCUCUAGGACGCAUAACUUUGCGGCCGGUUGCGUUAGUUUGCAUAAUACGGGCUUGAAAACAGUCGCCCGAGUCAGAGACAAUCUUCAGGCGUAACUGCGAGUUAGUUGCCUCGAACUUUCCCAUGCAUAAAACUGUAUCGGAUUGUACUUACAGCCCAAAAAACAUCAGGUACGAAUAGCGUACUCUAGGGAUAGUGGUGGCUACUUCGGUGAAAAAGUUGUUGUUUGGAAAACCACAUGUGGCAACUGUGAUGCAGUCUAUGACGGCCAGAUUGGGAAAUCUGCUUCUGACUAUGCAUGUGGACAUCAGCUAGCAGUGAAGAGGCGAAACUAUCUAUCCCUGGUCGCCAUACACACACUGGACAUUCUCAUGGUUGAGAAUUCGCGCCUAUGUCGCCUGGCCAACAAAGAAACGUCGCAAUUUCCUGGAGGUAAUGCGCUGAGAUUAGACAUUAAUCAACGGGCAAAUAGAUUUAGAUGCCGCACAAAAUUUUCAAGUACGAAUAGGAGCUAAAGGCAGUCAAUUCCAGUGGGAUGAUAUGAUUCAGUAUAUGCGUAUUAGGGUAAAUUGCAGCGAAUCAUAUAGUCCCUUGUUAGACGCAGUUUGUUAAUUAACUUUUUUAUCUCGCCUAUACAUGCUGGGAUACCAAUCUUGGAGACUUACAUAAUAGAUGCUGUUUUUUCCCAAAAACUUGGGCCUUAUUCUAACCACAUUUUGCGAUGUCUUUUUUUUAUUCUGAGACGGUAAUUAGGUCGGCUUUCGCCCGUUUCAGACAUACUUUUAUGAGCGCAACGUCUGCAGUCGUCUUUGUUCCUUAAGAGCUUGAAAUAAUGUCGCAUAAAUUAAUGAUGUCAUUUGGGGUUUAAACGCAUUGGCGGUGACAGAAGGAGACUUCCCAAAACGGAUGCUAACUUUGACUGACGUCUUGCAACUAAUCUAGCUGCAGUCGAGAAUAUCGGCUGUUUAACAUCCGUGGGACGUGAUUUAUCAGGUCCUCUUAUUGGCAUGACGGGCCUUCUUGCUAUUUACCCGAAUUCCGUUUUCCAACCCCAUUUUUUGUGUGAUCGAGCAGACUGGAGUUUGACAAGACGCAUGUCUCACGAUGUACUCCUGAUAAGUCUCCACAUCUGAUCAAUUCUCGAGGCAGGGAUUUAUGAUAAUAUUCAGCGUAUGCAUUAUUAGUGACGAAGACUAGUUGCUGUUCUUCUUCGGAUUCCUCCAGAUUGCAUUUUUGCGGGACGUCCUCGGCGCUUGGAGGAUUGAAACGGACAAGAAGCCCUGCAAACUCUCUUAUCAUGACGCGCUUCGCGAACUGGAGCUUGAUCCAGCCAACAUCAAGGAGUAAGGCCUCUCUUUUGGGAACCCAGUGGUUUACCGAAUUUCGUUUCUGUUUGUUUACUUUCCCCUGCUAAUUUGUUUUCAUGGAUUUCAGAGAAACAGAAGAGGCUGUUAUUCGCAGAGCUUACUAUCAGCUGUCAAUGAAGUACCAUCCUGAUAAGAAUCCCCAGGGCCAGGUAUUAUCUCCUUUUCCAUUUUGACAGAUUGCUACUACUACCACUACUACUACUUCUACUGCUACUACUUCUACUACUACUACUUGCGUCACUCCAGUUAGUACAGUCAAUACCCCAUCACGAAAUGUUAGUAACCGAAAUUCUGAGGUGCGUUUUACAGUAGGAAGGACUAUCAAUAGAAGCCAAGAGACGAGUCCUAGGAAGCAGUCGUGGAGAAGGAGGCACGAUAGCUGGGACUAGAGCUUAAUUAGCCUGACGUUUCGGAUUCCUGCUCGAACCCAUCAUCAGAGACAAUAGCGGAUGCAGGUAGUUCAUGCACAAGGGGCUGCAGUAUUCAGAGGAUACAGUCGCCAUGCUACCGCCCCCCCCUUCACCAGGGAUCGUUACACUUGGUGUGAUGACAGUUUGAUGGCCGACAUUCACGUCGUUAAUUGCAUUAAUUUCAUCACGUGUGUUGGAUGUUGGUGUGAUGAUUGCUUGGCCAUCUGACCCACCGAUCCUGGUGUUGGGAACAGUGUUCACCUGUGCGCUCCCCGCGGGUCCAAUUACGCUAUAAAUGGCCAUCUCAUGGUCUUAAAAAACUCAUGUUUGCAAACUUACUAAAACCAAAAACAAUCAUUUCUUACAAAAUCUGUAAAAGGCUUAACUUGCUACUAUAUGAGACCGAAAAAGGUUAUUUGUAAUUUUGCUUUCCAUAGAACGUAUCUGACUUUAUAUAGACAGUAAAAAUCAGUGGAAAAAUCCUUACUGUUAAAAUAUCCAUUUUUUUAAUGAUUGAGGUUUUUCAGAUGACCGAGAAAAGGGCAUUCAGAAGACGAAGUCCUGGCUUGAUUAAAAUACUACACGAUCAUUACAGUGCCACCCCAGUUAUUCUUUAUAAUAGAAAACGCACUGCAGAAUUCCAGUCAGUAUUUAGUGGGAUCAGUCACUGGCUGACUAAGGACGUACAGCUUCUCACCCCUCUCCUCCCCAUUUUACAUUUUUGUCUCAGUUCUUAAAUAAAUUUCUCUGUUUCUGACUUCUUCUCCCACUUUCAGACGAGAUUUCACGCAAUCAACUCGGCAUAUCAGUAUCUGUGCAACCGAAGUAGAAUUUCUGAUGGCCCCAAUCGUUCUCAUCUGCAUUUGCUUAUUCGCUCCCAAAGCAUUAUCUAUGGACGAUACCGCCAACGUAUGUGAUUUCCCACAUUGACCUUCUUUUUGACCUUGCUGCUACGGAGGAAAGAGUAGAAUACUCUUCUUUCUAACAUGCUCCUUUGAUUAUUCCUAGUGCUUGUGCCGCAUAAGUACGCCGGAUACCCCAUGCUCAUAUCAACUAUUCGGCUGGAAUCUGAAAAUACUGAUCUCUUCGGUAGUAAGAAACAGGGCGGUGUUUCGGUUGAUCUUCUUUCGGCUGCCACGGAGUUAGCCUACGAAACAGUUUCUACCAGCUCCCUGAACGCCGAAGAAUUGCGGCGAGAGGGUGGUAUUCAGGCUCUUCAGGUACACUGGACUCUUAUUCGUAACCUUCAUAAAUGGGGGGUUACUGGAGUCUAUUAAAGUAGUAUUACUGUGUUUUGUUUAUUUUGUCUGUUCAGGAGGCCUUUGCACGCUGUUCUUCCCUACUUUCGCGGGAUGAUUCUAUGAACAAUGAGCUCGCCGUCAACGUUUGUUGCCAUGUAACGGCCUUCUUCACAGUAUCCACAAAGUUCCCUGCCUCUCGAGAAUGCAUUCACGAGAUUCCCCAAAUCGUUCGAGAUAUCGUACGCCUUCUCUAUUUCAAGGUCAGUGCACUGAUUUCGAUUCGCCAUCUCUGGCUGGGGUCGUCCGUCACCUAGUUAUUGUAUUAGUCCUCCGUACUUGCGUGCCUAAAUUCGACUCGUUUUAUAUUUGUAUCAAAAGGCAGUGCGAAUAAGUUGACGCUUCGUGAAAAACUAUGCUUUUUUGCAUUCGCUGUCAAUUUCUGCAUAAUCUAGGAGGGCUACAUCCUUCCAUCUGCAAAUCGUCGUCGUUAUUGCCGUAAUUAUUUGUCCCUGGACAGUUACCUUAGAAUAAAGGUUAAUGACCUGUUGAGUAACUAUGUACGCAAAUACACCGAUAGCCACUUUUGCUGGAAUAUUUAUGUACUUAUUACGCUUUCAUCUAUCAUUCUCAGCCCUACCCGUCUGUGAAAAGCUCUUUGACUACUCAGUGUUGUCAACUUAAAUUCAACUAGGGAUUACAUGCUAUUCUUGGACAGUACGUGGUUUCACAUUACCCUUAUCUCAUCGCAUUUUACAAGCCUCCGAAGCACACUGUCUUCCCAAGCAUAUUAGUCCAGUCGCAUGGCUUAAUUUCAUAAGGUUUUGUAAACUACGAUCGUAUGUCAUUUUUCGUUUCACUUUUUAGAAUCUUCCUCGACUUUGCUGUCAAGCGGCCGCCUGUUCUGCUGCUUUCUGUGAUGACUACUGGCUGUGCGUAAAUGUUUAUGAGAAUGGAGGUCUCUUUCUUCUUUUAUAUCACGUCUUGGCUUAUGACUUUACGCUUGAUGAGAGUGGUGUUGAGGCCGACGAAUCCACAAACAGUCAGGUGCGGUGUCCACUACCUUAUCACAUUUAAUGUUAACUUGUCUAUCUACUUACAAACCACUAAGUAGUACGUUUUACUUUCGCGCAGUUGAUGCUCAACCAGCUGUCCCUUCUCUGCUUAUGGGCCUUGAGCCGACUUGCGCACCAACAUGAGGGCAGCUCCACCGGUCCACUGUCGUCUGCAGAGGGCGGCUCUGUGGAGCUGGCUUUGAAUCGUCUAGUCACGCCGCACAUAACGCGUAAACUGUUGGCUCUCGCGGACUUCCCCCAGCCAGUGCCCACGGCCACUCUCGGUCCCCUACUCUCGGAGGGCGGCUUCCUUGACCCCUCCACUGAGUCUGGUCAGGCUCUGCGACGAUUGGCCAAACUGUUGACCACAAAUUCUGCAACACCCUGCCUCAUCUGGGACAAUCAAUGCCGUGCUGAGCUUACCGGCCUCGUUGGGGAACAAGUGACUAAGAUUGUUAAAACGGUAUGUCCACGUCUACUCUCGCACUCCUCUCCUCCCUGUCAUGGCGCGUUUUUAUUAAAAACGAUUUCAGUUGGCGUUUUAUUUAAAAUGGCUUAA
Messenger RNA from Spirometra erinaceieuropaei, 5787 nucleotides. Lineage: Eukaryota; Metazoa; Platyhelminthes; Cestoda; Diphyllobothriidea; Diphyllobothriidae. The record is from the annotation of a GenBank genome assembly.